UAGGAACUCGAUUGCUUUCGCCGUCGCGGUGAGUGCAACGCGUAAAGUCCUCCGCCAUGUUGCAGCGGUGAAUUUUGUCCGUGCUUGCCAAGAAAGCGACUCCGGGCCGGGGAAGACGGUGAGGAGGACCCAACUUCGAAACUAUAGCAAAGAUGCCUCCUCGGCAGGUGAACACCUGACAUUUAGUAGUAGCGCUAAUGGUGUCCACGGUGAGAGGUGCUGUCAUUUCAGACGUCACAGGAACGACACGUUUGGCAGGGUCGCGGGGGUGCUGGAACCUAUCCCAGCUGACUGGGCGAGAGGCGGGGUACACAGUGAACUGGUUGCCAGACUAUCGCAGGGCCAGGCUGAGGAGGAUCCUGUGAUGGCGGCGGCGGCGGUGGGCAUGUCCGACCUGUCUGACGAGAUCCUUCUGAACAUCCUGCGCCACGUGCCUGUGUGUGACCUGCUUACCAAUGUGGCGCCCGUCUGCCAACGGCUGCAGACGCUCUGCUGCGACAAGAGCUUGCUGGCACACGUAUGCCUGUCCGAGGAGUACACGAUGGACGAUCAGACAGUACGCCACACGCUGCGGCAGCUGUCCAAUCACGUGCAGUCCCUGAGCCUUAACGGCGUCUACUGGCUGAGCAGCGGCGCGGUGGAUUCUGUGGGCCGCUGCAAGGCAGUGACGCAUCUGGACGUGAGCGGGUGGCGGCUGACGGCGCUGCGCCUCUCUCGCCUUCUGGCCUCGCUGCCCCUGCUGCGCUCGUUGGCCUUCGACGUGCAGCCGGGCUUCGAUGCCGGCAAGCUGGCAGGAGAGGCGGUGGACCGACUAAGCUGCCUGGCCGAGCUGCGGCAGACGCUGCUGACGCCCAGCUACGGCGUGGUACCCUGCUGUGCUAAGCUACGCAAGCUGAUGCUGCAGUUCGACAUCUCAGACGUGACCAGGGAGGGCAUCGGCGUAAGCUGCCACCUGAUGGUGGGCCAGAGCAGUGUACCGCACUACGAGCAACUGGAGGAGUUCAGCGCCCGACUAGCUCCAGGAGAGUACUAUAAGAUGCCACGAGGUGACAGCUUCCUGUUCCCCCUUCCUUAUGUCUUCAAAGGCUCAGUGAACCAGACGUUGCUGCUACUCUACCUGGCUGUGUUCAGUGUUCACAUUCCAGAGCGCCUCCGCGUUUUCCUGGUGUCCGUCCCUGGCCCCAACCCGGCCCACUGGUCCGCCGCCCCGUCACUGGCCCAGAGCCUGGGCCUCCGUGGUGAUCUGGAGGCCCUGCAGUUGCCUCGCUCUUGGCUGGACCCCUCGUCACUGAAGCAGGCGCUAGAGGGCAACAGCCCCAAGCACCUGAGCUUCAGCCGCUGCCCUGCCCUGUGGCCGCAGGUUUUCCAGUCACUGCUGGAGGGCGGCGUGCGGGAUGCCUCGCGGCUGCUGAGCCUCAACCUCAGCGGCAUCAACCACGUGCCGUACUCGGAGUGUCGUGGUGCAGAUGACCAACUGCUCCCUUCCAACAUGAGCCGGCUGGCAUCCAGCUGCGUCAACCUCCGCCACUUGAACUUGAUGCACACGCACUACCACCACGAGCACGCUUCUACCCUACCGCCACCCGCACCCCAUUUGUGCGCCAGCCUCGCUCAACUCCAGCACCUUCGCUCGCUCACCUUAACCGCCUGCGCCCUCUCGGACGGCGUCCAGUCACAUCAUAGUGCCGCGCAGAACUCGUCUCCCUUACUUCUGCGUGGCUUGAAGAAGCUCCCUCGAGUGGGCUUCCAGAACUACAAAGUUGGCUCGGACGUGGGGAACCAAGGGGACACCACCUCAGGAAUUAGCCAGCUGGCCGCGGGAUGCCUCUCCCUGGAGACCUUGGAGCUUAUCGGGCCGGGUUUCGUCUCCGCUCUGCCCCGCCUGGAGCCGUGCACCCGUGCAAGCAUGGAGCCACGUGGCAUGUGUGCAUGGGCCAGGGGGGUGGGGGACGCCCACUUGGCAGCGCUAGGCGGGAUGACGCGGUUGCGCCGCCUGACGCUAGCCGGCCUGCCCGGCGUCCUGAGAGGCACGGGUUUGGCCCACCUAGUGACUCAGUGCAAGGACCUGCAGGUCUUGUCGCUCGCCAACAUCGGCACGCUAAAAAUUAUGAACUAUAACGCCGCCCUGCUGGAGGCACUCAGACACUGCUCGCAGCUACGAGAACUCAGGUUAGAGCAGCCCUACUUGAACGCCAACUCUUCCUUCUUUGAUGCCCUCUCCUGCUGCUGCAGCCUGCAACGCUUCUGCCUCAUCUCGCGCAACGGCUCUUUUGAGGCGGCUGCGGCUGAGUUAUUCAUGGGGCGCUGCAGCCGCGUGGUCAUGUGCCACAUGUUCACCGGCGGUACGUUGGUGGCCUGCCGGAAUCUGCAGAAAACUCUCCUUGACAGGUUUUUACCUGAGCGGCCGGGCCUUUCUGCAGUCAUUUACCCGAUACAGCACGAAGACCUGCCUUCCGUCAUCAGAGACAUCCCCCUCACUCUGUUGGACAGCACCACCUUAUUCCAGAGUCACGUGGCCCAGCCGCCGCGUUUGUCACCAUGGUGAUGACAACUCACAAUACCUCCACGCCAUUGGUGCUGCUGAAGUUUACGAUCAAGAAGACUGAUUGGACUCGUUUGUCCUGUUUUCAGCUCUUUCUUUUUAACCUUAAGUUGUGAUGCUUUGAAUGGAGAUGUUACAGUGAGUUUAGAGUGAAGUGUUUUUUUUUUUUAAGAACUGCCAUUUAAAUUUUGCCUUUUUUUUUUUGCAUCAAAAAUAACAUGCCACUCUUUUAUAAGUGCCAAAUUAAAGGAUGUAUUUGUUUGCAAAAAUGUAUAUUGGACCUCCAAUUCCAAUAAAUUAUUAUUUUUUAAUGA
Messenger RNA from Phyllopteryx taeniolatus (common seadragon), 2856 nucleotides. RefSeq names its product F-box and leucine-rich repeat protein 18 (gene fbxl18). Lineage: Eukaryota; Metazoa; Chordata; Actinopteri; Syngnathiformes; Syngnathidae. The coding region runs from base 365 to 2545 and encodes 726 amino acids. The transcript has 11 exons. Gene Ontology annotation, biological process: SCF-dependent proteasomal ubiquitin-dependent protein catabolic process. Gene Ontology annotation, molecular function: protein binding. The record is from RefSeq and is a predicted model, not a curated record.